This is a messenger RNA of Cynara cardunculus var. scolymus (artichoke), 2623 nucleotides long. RefSeq names its product meiosis-specific protein ASY3. NCBI's taxonomy places the organism in Eukaryota, Viridiplantae, Streptophyta, Magnoliopsida, Asterales, Asteraceae. The coding region runs from base 97 to 2427 and encodes 776 amino acids. The transcript has 11 exons. Gene Ontology annotation, biological process: meiotic cell cycle. The record is from RefSeq and is a predicted model, not a curated record.
UUAUACAUUUCUAUCUUCCUAAAUCUCAUCCAUCUGCAAAUUCAUCUCUGGUCAGCUACCUGCUGUUCCGAAAUUUGCCGUAAUUGAGCUGAAGCAAUGACAGUGGAGAUGGAAAGACAACUACAUUUACAAGAUGAUCAUAUGAGUGGGAAUUGGAGUUUCGGUAGCAAUUACCAUCCUUGUAGCCAACCAAGGAAGAUAUCAAUAGGAGUCGUGGUUGAUUCUACUGCCAAAAUGAAGGGUAAACAUGGCAAGGAAGUUGUGGCCGAGUUGCAACCUUCAGAAAAUAUAACAAUUGCAAAAGAUAUUCCUGCAGAAAGUAAACAUAAAGGGAAAGAAGUCAUGUCUCCAGAUUUGGGAAGACAAAACAAGGCUCCAUGUCAAGAAUCCUCCCCACUAGUUCGUGCGAAAACUUCCAAUCAAAACAUAUCAUAUUCAGACACAUUUGGUUAUCCAAGAAAAGUCGCAAGUUUGCCUUCCACUAGCAAUGUGCUUCUGCAACCUAGUAGUAGCAAGGUAGUUGGUGAACUGGAACCUGUUAACCAGAUGUUUAAUCUGCAUGCUACGGAUGUUAAUGAAAAGAAAUCAAAUAGAAACACUUUACAAAGGGAGGGAGGAAACCUUGGCAUCAUGGGCAGGGAAGAGUCUUCAUAUGGAACUGCAGAGAAAGUAUUUGUGCCAGAGAAAGGAAUAAAAGAGCAGGGAACAAGAGAAAGAGGAAACGGUGGCAACCUAACAUUAAGAAGAAAAGUUCAGGAAUUACUUGGAACUGUUUAUUCACCUGAUAAGAAACUAUACAGCUCUGAGAUUUCUGGAAUGGAGAAUUCAAAGCCAAAGUCCAAAACCCAUCAAAAUGAGAGUCUUGUUGCCAUGCAUAGGCAACAUAUGCAUACAAGAGAAACCAACUCUGGAAGCCUGGGCCGUAAAAUGAGGAGACCAGUUACUCGUUCUUUGACCCACAAGAAUCCUCAACCUCAGAAGUCUGUGCCAAAGAAACAAGUUCAAUUCUGUAGGAAUAAACAGACUCACUUAGACAUGAACACAUUCUCUUUUGUAGAGACGUUGUCCAGGAGACCCAGCACGGAUGUCAAUCAUGGUACUACAUUGUGUAAAAGAAAGGAAAGAGAGACAUAUGGAACCAGGCCAGUGAAGACAUGCUCUGUGGAAGGGGUUCACAAAGAUGACAGUCAGCAAGCUACUGAUUGGAGAAAAAUAAAAGCUGCUGCUAUAAAUGUAUCAUUGCUUGAAAACAGAACAGGAGAGAGUGAGAUAGUUAAGCCAAAUACUAGAAGGAAAGAAACGACACACCACCAAUUUGAAGUCAUCAUGACCAGACAUCAGCCUGGAGGUAAUAAUGGGACAACGUUACAUAACAAUGUCGAUCAGGAUCCUUUUGCCAAACAUUCCCUAACAAAGGAUGUAGGCCCACAAUAUGAUCUAAAGAGCCCAACGUUUGAGUUGAAAGAAGCUGCUGAGAUCUCUUCUCCUAGAUCUUUGUUCCAAAACAACCAGGAAGACCUCGCUGUUGAUAGCCCACCUGAGAGAGCCUUAAAUACAAAAGGAAUAUGUAGCUCCCCCGGCAUAGGAUUUUCAAAAGGAGGCUACUACCGUGCAAACACAAAGAAUCCUGCCAUGGACUUUAGAGAGCCUCCUGUAAAAAAACCAGCUACUUUGAUUAUAGGGGGACACAAAGAAAGUAGAUGUUCUAGAUCUCCAAGUAAAGAGGUGCAAUUUGAGAACUCCGAAGAUGGUUCACCUGUCUCAGUGCCGAUCAUAUUGGAGAACUGCAAAGGAAAUAGAUGGUCUACAUCACCAUGUCAAGAGGAGGAUCCUGAGAGCCUUGAAUAUGGUUCUCCCAUCAAAGGGGAUGGAGAUUGUGACAAUUUUCAUAAUUCCUCAGAACCGAAUGGGCUUGCAGGUGCUGUCAACCUGUUCGCCUUGGCCCUAGAAAGAGUUCAAAGCAAAAUACAUUCAAUCGCUAGUCGACAAUCUGCUGAGAUAUUGUUGUCUGUUUCCAAGAACAUACAUUGGCAGCUGCAAAAUGCUGAAUCUAAGAUCCAAAAUGAAGUUGGAAAGCUAACAAAUCUUGGUAAAUCAAAAAGAAUGCGUCCAGAAAACCGAUGCCAAGAGCAACAAGAGCAGCUGAAGCUUAUAUACGAGAAAUUUAAAGAAGAAGUGGAUCGGCACCUUGAAAACUGUCGAAGCGCAGUUGAGGGAUUAGAAGCACACCACAUCGAAGUUAGAGGAAUGGUAGAGAAACAAAGGCUGUCUCACAGAAAGCUUCUCCUGCAAACUGAGGAAGCAAUAGAGACGCAGCUUAAUGAUGCCCAAAGUAGACUUGCAGACGUUCGCAGGCUGGCAAGGGAGAAAUUGCUUAAACUAAAAUAUGGUAUAGGUGAAUGCCUAAAAGAGGGUUUACUCGGUUGAAAGACUCUUAUACAUACAUACCAAGUACCGUCUCUCAAACUACUGGGAUAGAUUACUUGGCCAGAAGAUGGAGGAUUUUAGGUUGUGCAUGAUUCAAUAGAAUGCAAAUAUCCCUAUCUUAUAGAUAGUUAGCAGCAGAAUAAGCCAUCUGCCAGUAUCCCAUCAAAUCAUUUUUUUUGUGUUCUUGAUACCGUAC